Cladocopium goreaui is the source of this 2988-nucleotide messenger RNA. NCBI's taxonomy places the organism in Eukaryota, Dinophyceae, Suessiales, Symbiodiniaceae. The record is from the annotation of a GenBank genome assembly.
AUGGGUCGUCGACUGCUGUGGGCUGUGCUCAUUUCCAGCGCGGAAGCAGAGAGCUGGGAAAGGUGCCAGGAAGAUUUCGCAAAUCUCAGGGUGCCAUGCGCUGUCGGAGCUCCCAAUACCUUUCGUCCAUUCGUCCAUCUUUCGGAGCGAGUGUCCUUUCUGUCUAUGGCGGAUCAAAGCCGAGAGACAAUGAAAUGCUGCCAGAGCGCACAGUUGCGAGUUUGGGAACUGGGCUUUUUUGCAGCAUACUACUUGACCCGGGCGCGGCAAGUGGUACAAGACCAGAAGGUUUUGAGGACGCUGGAGUGGCUCUUUGAGUCGGUGGGCAACGAAGUUCACUAUGGCAUCUUCUGCGGCCCGAUGAGCUGUGAUCAGGAUGUCAUUGGCCAGUUAGUCAUGCAGCAGCUGGUAGAGAGGUUGAUGGAUGAAAAGAAAAUGAGCCUCCCAAAGGACUUUGUGGUUGCACGGAACGAGACCUCCGCGGACGAACUCGCCCCAUGGCGGGAACUGCCCGUGGAUUUUGUAGUCGCUGGGAUGCCACACUGCGGCACCAGCUCCAUGCACAAAAACCUCUACAAGCAUCCUGACAUUGACUUCACUUUGGGUGAUUUCGAGGAGGAUUACAGCAUUUUCGCUCAAGGCCAGCGCAAUAAACUGUUGCCAACAAAGGCACAACUUGAGAAGCACAAGGAGCAGAUCGCAUCAUCUGUGAGGAAAAACAAUGUGAAAUUGAUGGGACUCAAGAAUCCUAUCAUUGCAAUGUAUCCGCUGUCGUACUACAGCAUCUUCUUCAUAAAAAGAAUCAAACUGAUUUUGAUGGUGUGCGAUCCCGUCGGACGACUGGAGAGGAGGUUCAUGACGCAUCACUACUGCCAUCAUGAGGACAUGGAGGCUGCGAUUGAGCGACGCGACAUCAGCAAAUUUCGAGAUCUGAGGGACUGCGACAAAAGCAUGAUGGCUGUGCUGCAGAGACAUCGCCGAAGCUGGCUUCAACUUGAGCGGAUUGGGACGCAUUUGCUCGAACUGAUCAAGCUUUUUGGACACGAACGGCUUCUAAUCGUGCACGCGGCCAGUAUCAGGGACCAUCCUGCAGAAACAUACGGCCACGUGGUGCGCUGGUUGGGGCUCCGGCCUUUCCCGACGGAUUCGCAGUCCUUCAAGCGGAUGAACUUCCGGCGGGGCCAUCGGACCGAUUUGUGCCGGAAUCAGAGCCUUCAAGCCUCCUUGAAACGCGUGCUGACGCGGGAGUACUCUGCGUUGCGCUUUGCCCUGCAAUGGCAAUGGCUGAUGUUGAAACAGCCAACGGCCUUGAGAGAAGUCGAAUCGCGAAUCACCCGCUGCGACAUUCCCGAGGAGCUGACAGCAGGCCCGUGUGGCUUGCAUGAUUUGAGCCUCGACGGCUGCUGGCUAGUGGUUGGCAACUGCACGGCACGGCGCCGCGCUCGAGGAAAUGGUCCGAAGUCUGGCAUGGUCAAGGGCCGAAGAUUCGAGACGUGGCCCCGGACGGCCGGAACGCUGCGAUGUUCAGACAGAGGCUCCGUUGCGCAGCGCUGCGCUGUGGACUUCGCCGCGGCGCCGGUGCCGUGCCCGGUGGGGCUGCCAGGGACCUACCGCCCCGGCGUCCAUGCGGCGCAGCACAUCGGUCAGCUGAUGCUCCACGCCUCGGAAGUGGUGAAGUGCUGCCAGCGACGCGGAGCUCGCGCCUGGGAGAUUGGAAUGGAGAUGAACAGAGUGGAGGAGAUUCAUCCGGAGCUUUCAAGGACUGGCGGGGCACCGGCCGUGAUGUAUGGCAUUUUCUGUGGCCCGCGGAGCUGCAAUGAGAACAGCAUCGGCCGGGUCGCCAUGCAUCAUUUCAUGGCCCAGCUGUUGAAGCGACCCAUAGAGAUGAUAAGAAGACCAGAGGAAGAUGAGGUGGACGUGGACCCAUCGGAGCUCAUGGCCUGGGCAAAUCUCAGCGCCAGCCUGGACUUCGUGGUGGCUGGCGCGGAACGAUGCGGCACGAGCUCGGUGCAUUUCAACCUCUUCCAGCAUGCAGAGAUCGACUUUACCAGGGGUCCUACCAUGGAGGACUACAGUCUCUUCAUGCAGGGCCAACGCAACAAGUUGGUGCCCAGCAGCUGGUGGCUGCAGCAGCAUCUCACUGCACGGAGCCGCCCCAAAGCACCGUUCGGAACGACGCAGAUCGUUGGGAGAAAGGGGCCUCUCAUGGGGCUGAAGAAUCCGAUGAUCGUGACCUUUCCCUUGUCCUAUCUGGCGAUUGCUCAGAGCGCCAUAAAGAUGAUCCUGGUUCUCUGCGAUCCUCUCCGACGGAUUGAGAAGAUCUUCUGGUACUGGAAAUUUUGUCACGCUGACUUUGAAGCAGCAGUUCAACGUGACGACGCGGCGCCAGAGAUUCUCCGAGGGAAGCACUGCUACGGCAGCAUCAGUGCCUUGCUCCGGGUGGAGUUGCAAAGCUGGCUGCGUGCGCAGCUGGUAGGGCCCCAUUUGCAGGCGAUGAUCCGGUUUCCCAGAGAUCGGCUGCUCGUUCUCCACCAAGCAUCCCUGCGUGCUGAGUCAGCUCGGGAGACCUACAAUUUUGUGGCGAAGUUUUUGGGCGCCAGGCGGCCAUUUCCGGAGAGCUAUCGCUUUCGCCGGCGGCAGUAUCGCUUCGGGCAUCGCACCGAUUUGUGUCAGAAUGCUUCGCUAGAAGCGGCAUUGAAACGGCGUUUGGCUUCUGAGUAUGGUGCCUAUUUGCAGGCGGUCUCGCUUCAGAGCGCCGGAACCUUUCCGCAACCCACCGCGGAGCGCGAGCUGCGGGAGCACGUUUCCCGCUGCGACGACCCCAAGGCGCCCCGGAAUGAUGGGCAACCAGGGAAAGCCGUCGAACAUGGUGGAUUUUGCCCCAAGGUAUUACAAUUUCUACGGGAACACGCAGGUUUACACCAUGAAAUUUGGGGUGGGGUUAGCCGCUUAGCCUUCAGGCAAAACCUGGUGGCAGGAUUCCUUUGA